CUCUUACAACGUAUCCAUCAAAAUGGGCUUCGCCUGCGACCCUUGUUCCAUCAGAAAGAUAAAAUGUAGUGGAGAAACGCCGUGCAAGCAAUGCAAGGCCACGUCUCUAUCCUGCUCAUACGAUAGGAAGCGCAAGAAGUCAGGGCCAAAAGGGCCCAGAAAGCGAACCAAAGAGGCGAUCCUGCAGGCUCAGAGGUCAGCAAAGCAUACAACACCCGACAUUGAUGGUGAAAUUCGGUCUCAAGACGCAGAUGGAGUUCCUUUAUCUACGCAACAAAAUGGAUCGUCGAGUAGUUCGCCAAGCGGCGGCUCCCAGAGUCCCCAGGGCGUGCAGGAUAUGACAAUCCUUAGCUAUGAUGCUCGGAUACCGAUGUCAUCCUUCAGCUACUACUUAAAUAUAUAUCACGACUGUUUAUAUGUUGUAUGGCCUGUCAUAGACCACGAAGUACUUCUCACCCGUCUCGGCAACCCCGAUAACAAGAUUGCAUAUCCCCUUGCCGCAUCAAUAUGCUCAGCAACACGAGCCCAGCUUCGCCUUUCCAAUGAUGAUGCGGGCCCUUCGACGUAUCAAAUGGCAUACGAAGCGGAACAAUCUCGUCUGAUGCUCGAUUACUCAAAGCAUCAAAUCAUCGACGGGCUGUUGACAUGUUUCUUCCUCCAUGUCUUCUACUCCAACACGGGACGAAUUACAAAGUCUACACUGCUUCUUCGAGAAGCCAUUGCAUAUGCACAUAUUCUUGGACUUCAUCAAGACCUGUUCUAUGCUGAUUUGAACCAUGAUGCGGUCCAGUAUCAUCUUCGCAUUGCGUGGAUUUUGUUCAUUACGGACAGGGCUCACUCCCUUCAACACGAUCUACCUCCUACGUUUAAGCUCAGUUCAACACUGCCGGAACUCCACCCACAGCAAGACGCGGGGCUUGGCUCAGCAUUCUGCAGUUUGUGCAGACUGUUUCAAGCUUUUGACGACGCCUGCCCUCCAGAUGUCAGAUACAACCAGGUUGGCUUCUUGGGCGCCAUUAGCUCACAAUUGAGGGCACGACAUCCCCUUCCUCUUUGCGACAAUGAGAUCCAGCGAGCCGACAUCGUUGUAACUGACUCUUGGCUGCGCGUCGUGCUAUGGAAAGCGGCCAUUCCAUAUGUUGAUGCAAAUACUGACCCAAACGACCAAGGUCUAAGUGUCUCGUUUCCCACGUCUGUGGCGAGAGACUUACUGGCGAAACUGACUACUCUGUCCUCUUGCGCUCUCGAGACCCAUGGUCCUGGAAUGGUAGCAAUUCACCGCAUCUUACUCUCGCCAAAAUGCUGAUCCCGAACAGAUGUCGAAAUUGUUUGAAGUCGCAAACUCAGUGGCAGACGUCAUCAUCUGCGCCCCUGAUCUGGCAGAUGUAGAUUCGGCUCAUGUUGGGCCUCGAGAUAUUCUUUGCGCCCUGAGCAGCUUGAUCGCCUCGCUGCGGACGACAGCCAACCCUGCGCUUCUUACCCUGUUACGAGAAAAGAUGAUGGCCUGUGCAUUAGGCCAAGCAGGGCCAGGAAGCCUGUUGCAGAUCACGGAUGUCCCGGAUGAAGAUCUACAAGCUGAAGAGAUGAAUCUAGUAGACUAACUAGAAUGCUACAUUGACGGCCAUAGUUCACAGCUAAUAGUUAUUAAAGUGUGGUGAGUCGCCAAUGAGGUUUUAAGCGUAAAGCAUAAGGACUCCUUUCAAUCCGGUACGGCCUAUAUCUCAAUUUCCGAGUGAUGAACAAAUCCAAGCGCAUAACAAUCCACGAUACUUCUCAUACAAAGCUUCAAAGUUUUGGCCAAGUCCCUUUCCAAGUUAAUUUUCGUGUUACGUCCUAAUUAGACGCCCUCAGAUAUGCUCCACUCCCCCCGUCAUGCUUUCGGCCUCAACUGAUUUGCGCAGAACUUCCCUGGACACUUCGGAGUGAACAGGGUCCGCAGCGAUGCCAUCAAAGACAACCGCGAUUUCCUCCAAAGUUCUGCCCUUUGUUUCAGGGAACAGGAACCAUAUAGUUGGCAGCAUAGCCGUCAGCGUUGCGAUGUAGACGAAAUAGAACUUCCACUGGAUAGCUUCAAGGGCGAUGGGGUUGACAUAUUCUGGCAGUAAGAUGUUAGCAGCAAUUUCCUAAUGUCAGCUUUGGUGGAGAUAACAUACGAUUGAAGAAGCCAGCGGCGAACACAACAGUCAAGUUGAUGCUGAGUCCCUUGGACCUCAAGUCAAACGGCAGGAUCUCAACAGGGUACGCGAUGGACA
This is a messenger RNA of Fusarium verticillioides 7600, 2252 nucleotides long. RefSeq lists its product as hypothetical. Gene Ontology annotation, molecular function: DNA binding; DNA-binding transcription factor activity, RNA polymerase II-specific; zinc ion binding. The transcript is spliced from 2 exons. The record is from RefSeq and is a predicted model, not a curated record. Gene Ontology annotation, biological process: DNA-templated transcription; regulation of DNA-templated transcription. The coding region runs from base 23 to 1306 and encodes 427 amino acids. Lineage: Eukaryota; Fungi; Ascomycota; Sordariomycetes; Hypocreales; Nectriaceae.